AGCUUUUGGCUCUGUUUUCUUCACCGAUAUAAGUAGCAGUGGUAGCCGUAGCAUCAUUUUCCCAUCCUCCUCUCUCUUAUCAUUAUUCUGCAAUUUACUACUCUUUUCCUUUCUUUCUUUCUUUCUUUCUUUCUUUCUUGUUCCUUCCCCUGCCAAAACAGAGUGUUUGAUAGUUUCAUCCUUCUUCCCUUCCUUCCCCCAAUCCCCAACCGAAAUUAAACUCUCUCCCACCACCUCCUAAACCAACCCAAAAAUUAAAAUCUCCCUGUGGCAAGCUUCUCUCUGUCUGUCUGUCUUGCUCUGUUUGUUUGUUUCUGGUGGCGGUGGCCGGAGAGAUGGGGGAUGGGUACGACGAGGAGCAGGAGUGCGACUACCUGUUCAAGACGGUGAUGAUCGGGGACUCGGCCGUGGGGAAGUCGAACCUGCUGUCGAGGUUCUCGAGGAACGAGUUCCGGGUCGACUCCAAGCCCACCAUUGGGGUUGAGUUCGCCUACAGGGAUGUCCGCGUCGGGGAUAAGCUCAUCAAGGCCCAAAUUUGGGACACCGCCGGCCAAGAAAGGUUCCGAGCAAUAACAAGCUCAUACUACAGAGGAGCGCUGGGGGCGCUGGUGGUAUACGACAUCUCACGGCGAGCGACAUUCGACAACGUGGAAAAGUGGCUGGACGAGCUCCGCGGCUUCAGCAGCGCCGACAUGGUCAUCGUCCUCGUCGGCAACAAAUGCGACGUCGGCCGGCAGCUGCGAGAGGUAAGCGAGGAGGAAGCCAGGAGCCUGGCCGAGGCGGAGGACCUCUCCUUCGUCGAGACCUCCGCCAGGGACAACCUCAACGUCGACUCUGCCUUCCUCGAGAUGAUCGCCAAAAUCCACCUCAGGAAUACUUCUCACAGGACUCUGGACGCCGGCGGCAGGGGAGGAGGAUCCGCCGUGGCCCCCGUCUCGUCUCUGCCGGUGGGGAGACAGAUACUGAGUUUCGACGAUCAGGGUGCCAAGAGUACUAUUAAAGAGGGUCAUGCUGAUUCCAGAGGCUGUUGUUCUUUCUAGCAAGACAAGACUCAAGAGGUUAGGAAAAAGAAAAGGAAUAUUCCUUUGUUUCUUUCUUAAUUAAUGGUUGGUUGUGGUGAGUCAGAGUUCGAAACGUUUCUGUGUUUUUUGUUUACCACUUCUCACUUCUGUAAUUUACACCAUGGCUA
This is a messenger RNA of Linum tenue, 1189 nucleotides long. The record is from the annotation of a GenBank genome assembly. NCBI's taxonomy places the organism in Eukaryota, Viridiplantae, Streptophyta, Magnoliopsida, Malpighiales, Linaceae.